Molecule: messenger RNA, 1343 nt
Organism: Prorocentrum cordatum
Lineage: Eukaryota; Dinophyceae; Prorocentrales; Prorocentraceae
Source: the annotation of a GenBank genome assembly
AUGUCCGACGGCGCCGCCCAGGGCGCCGCCCAGGGCGCCGCCGAGGGCGCGCGCUUGCAGACCAGUGAUACGUGGGCCACGUGGGGCGAGGAUCUGGACGUGGAGAUUGUGCCAGCUGCAGGGUCAGACGGAGGAGACGCGCAGCCUGAUCGGCAGCCCAACUACGGCGAGCCAGGAUGGCGCUCGCCGUCUCAGGCAGGCGCGCAAACAGUCGCAGAUGAGGAGUCGCCGCGCGACAUCCCAGCAGAGCAGCCGAACCACGCGAGCCAGGCUGAUGCGCCAGCACCGCCUGGCGCCGUCGCAGGGCCGUCCCAGGAGAUGCUGCCCCCAGCGGAGGCAGCGAACGUCCCGCCAUCGCUGAUGUCGCUGAUCAAGUCGCUACAGGACCAGGUGCUCGAGCAGGCGGAGCAGAACAAGAUGCUCAAUCUGAAGCUCAGGGCGGCCGAGGCGGCCAAGGCACUCAAUAUCAACCCGUAUAUGCAUCCACCAGUGCCGACCGAGGAGCAACCAGCGCAGAGGCAGCAACCAGAUGGAGGGCAGCAACCAGAGCAGGGGCAUGUCAUCGACGUCGAGGAGUCACUGCCCAGCAGUGGGGAUGGAGACGAGGAGAUGACGCAGGCGCUGAAGGAGUCGGAGGAGGCCGCCCGUAUUGCCAAGGAAAAGGAGGACGAGGGCAACCAGCAGUUGGAGGAGGCGAUGCAGAGAUCGAGGGAGGAGGCCCAGCGACGCGGCACCAGCGUCAGUCCCGAGAGGGCCCCGAACUCGCCAGGCAAGGCGAGCACUUGGCAGGGCCAGCAAGCGGCUAGCGGUCAGCCUGUGCCGACAGAGAUGCCUGUGCCGACAGCGCAGCCUGCCUCGGCAGCGCAGCCUGUGCCGACAGCGCUGCCUGUGCCGACAGCGCAGCCUGUGCCGACAGUGCUGGCUCCUGCAGGAGGCGCGGCCGCGCAGGCACACUUGGGGACACCGCCGAAGAGCAAGCGCCGCCGCAUGCUCACCGACGUCAUCCUGAGCUCCGAGGUGAACUUCCAGAGCAUCCUCAAGAAGGCAGAGAAGCCCGAGCUCCUGGGCGUCGAGCUGCGCGACCAUCUUAUGGCCAUCUUCCAGGGCAAGCACGUCAAAGAGCUGCACAGCAUGAAGGGCAUAACGCCUCAAAGCAUGCUUCCCGAGGCAGUAGCGGGUGCAGAGAACGCGUUGGGCGAAGUUCAGGGCCCUGACGAGGGCGGCGUCGACCCUGCGAGCCUCGAGGAGAAGCAGAAGAAGGAGUACGCUGUAUGGCAGGCAGCGAGGGCCAAGGACUUCAGGUUCGCGGCGAACGGCAAGGAGGACAAUGUCCUGGCGGGCAG